AUGACUAAAUAUUUUGGUCCUCCAGGACAAAAUCCACCACCUCCACCUCCACCACGUCCACCACCACCACCAGGACCUUUUGGUGAUCGUACCAAUAGAAAUCAACCACCACCUGGAAGACCAAAUUCAACUAAUAGACCUCCACAAUUUCCACGUAAUAAUAAUCAGCCAGCUAGAUCUCAACAACCAAAUCGUCCUUCAAGACCUUUACAACAAGAACAAAUUCGUCCGACAAAUAAUCAUAGUGUACCGAAAUGUAAUUGUAAUGUUGAUGCUAAAGAACUAACAGUAAAAAAAGACGGUCCAAAUAAAGGUCGAUCGUUUUUUCGAUGUGGAAAUAAUGAUAAUUGUAAUUUUUUUGCUUGGAAAGAAGAUACAACACAAAACUUUGCCGGAGGUGGCCAACGACAAUUUGGAGAUAAUCAACUAAAUGCAACUCAUCAAAGACGAAAGUCAGAUAAUGAUGAUGAUACAAAACAGCGAAAAUGUGGUCUUUGUAAACAGAUAGGUCAUACACGUCGAAAUUGCCCAUCAUUAUAA
Messenger RNA from Rotaria sp. Silwood2, 540 nucleotides. The record is from the annotation of a GenBank genome assembly. NCBI's taxonomy places the organism in Eukaryota, Metazoa, Rotifera, Eurotatoria, Philodinida, Philodinidae.